AAAAUAUUGUUAUUUAAAAAACCUGUCAAGGCUUAAAAUCAUCCGAAAAUGGCUGCUGUCGUGCCGACCAAACAAUUUGACAUGGAUGCUGGAGCUCAGCAGAGCUUCGUUAGAUGCUACAAAAGUUUACCAGAGAAACCGAGCAGCACCAUAAGGUUCUUCAAUCGAGCGGAUUACUACACCCUGCAUGGAUCCGACGCCCUGUUCGCUGCCCAGGAGAUCUUCAAGUCAACAGCUCCCUGCAAGAAGAUCGGACCAGAGCACAGCAAGAUCGACGGACUCCUGCUAAACAAGAACCACUUUGAGAGCUUCAUAAAGGAAUUGCUGCUGGUCAAGCAGUACCGCGUCGAAGUCUACGUGAAUCAGGGCACGCAGAAGAACCAAGACUGGGUGCUCGAGUACAAGGGCUCGCCCGGCAAUUUGAUACAGUUCGAGGACAUUCUCUUCGGCAACACCGACAUCGCCGUGGUCGCUGCUGUCAUUGCUGUCCGAUUCGCCAAUGAUGGCUCCUCUAAGGUCGUCGGUGUCAGCUGCAUCGAUACGGUCAAGACCUUGAUUUCGGUGUGUGAGUUCAAGGACGACGAGAAUUUCGUGGAUCUCGAGGCAGUGGUCGUGUCCCUGAAGCCGAAAGAAUGUCUGUUACAGGGUGGCGAGACCAACCCGGAUUUUCAAACGAUCAAACAGCUCAUGGAGCGAAACAAUGUCCUCGUUACGCCGAGAAAGAAGGCAGAAUUCAGUACGGAUUCCCUGAUACAGGAUCUCAAUUUGCUCAUCAGAUUCGGCAAAGGACAGCAGCGCAACGCUCAAGCUCUGCCACUCACCAACUUGAAACUGGCAAUGUCGGCGACGGCCAGUCUCAUAACUUACUUGAACCUGACGGGUGAAGGCAACGAGAACCAGUACAGCUUGGACGAGAUCGAGCGCAGCCGCUAUGUGCGCCUCGAUACCGCGGCUAUCAAAGCGUUGAACGUGGAGCCGCGCACCGAGUCCUUGAGUGCCUACGGAGCUGGCUCGGCGCACUCUAGUGUGUUGGGGAUCCUCGACAAGUGUCGCACACCCCAGGGUCGGCGCUUGCUCGCCCAGUGGAUAAGACAGCCGCUGCGCGACCUUGCGCUCAUCAACGAGCGCCAUGACAUUGUCGCUACUCUGUUUGACAACUCGGAUCUGAGGACCGAGCUUGGCGAGGAACACCUAAGGCGCGUGCCCGAUUUGCAACAGCUAGCUAAGAAGCUUGGAAGAAAGAAGGCUGGCCUGCAGGAGUGCUACAAGAUUUAUCUGUGCAUGAUGCACUUGCCACAAAUGGUCCAGAAACUGUAUGAAAUUUCGAGCGUUGCGGCAGUUAAGGCUAUGAUUCUUGAUCCGCUGAAAGAACAUCUCACGGAGAUGGAUAAAUUUCAACAGAUGGUCGAGCAAACCAUUGAUUUGGAAGCUGCAGACAAGGGCGAGUUUAUGGUGAAAGCUGAAUUUGACGAUGAAUUAAAGGAAUUAAAGGAGGUGAUGGAUACAAAAGAACAAAAGAUGUAUUCUCAAUUGAAUAAAGCAGCCAACGAUUUGGAUAUGGAAGCAGGAAAAUCCAUUAAAUUGGAAGUUCAUCCUCAGUAUGGCUAUCACUUUAGAAUCACAUUGAAAGAAGAAAAGAGCAUCAGGAACAAAAAUUACAUUAUUUUAGACUCAAUUAAAGGAGGAGUAAGAUUUAGGAGCCAAAAGUUGGAAGACCUAAACGACGAAUACAUGACAGCGAGGAACUCGUACAUCGCUCAUCAAAAAACUAUUGUUGCUGAGAUCGUUGAAACUGCAGCUGGCUAUAUUCCUCCUAUCAAGAGUCUUGGCAACGUUAUAGCAACUCUCGACGUUUUGAAUUCUUUCGCGCUAGCAGCAACAUGUGCUAAUUACCCCUACAUACGACCCAAAAUGUUACCUAGUGAUGAUCAAGAGCUUUGUCUCGUACAAGUCAGACAUCCAUGCUUGGAAAAUCAGGAAGGAAUAAAUUACAUUGCUAAUGACGUGGUUUUCGAUAAAGAAAGUCGUUUCCUCAUCGUAACUGGACCCAACAUGGGAGGUAAAAGUACUUACAUCCGAUCCAUCGGAGUUUCAGCACUUAUGGCGCACAUAGGAAGCUUUGUACCAUGUCAAGAAGCUACCAUAUCGUUGCUCGAUUCUAUUCUUGCAAGAAUAGGAGCUGAUGAUUCACAGAUCAAAGGGCUUUCUACUUUUAUGGCUGAGAUGGUUGAAACAUCUGCUAUCAUACGGAUGGCUACUGCCAAUUCAUUGGUAAUUAUUGACGAGCUGGGAAGAGGAACUUCAACUUACGACGGCUGUGGAAUUGCAUGGUCGAUUGCCGAGCACUUGGCUAAAGAAAUAAAAUCGUACUGCCUCUUUGCUACGCACUUCCAUGAAAUCACACGACUCGCAGAAGAUGUUCCUACUGCAAAGAAUUACCACGUUACGGCUAUCGUCUCUGACAAGCUUACGCUGCUGUACAAAGUCAAGCCUGGUAUUUGCGAUCAAAGUUUUGGAAUCCAUGUCGCUAAAAUGGCCAACUUUCCAGAAGAUGUUAUCGAGUUUGCAAGACAAAAACAAGCGGAACUCGAGGAUCAGCAGGGCGCUGUUUUUGAGGGAUCAGAUGAUCCUGAAAAGAAAAAGGAAAUCAUUAAGGAAGGUGAAAAGUUGAUUCACGACUUUAUGGACAAGUGCAAGAGUUUUAAUAUCGAUACCUUGUCGGAGAAAGAAAUUGAGAAAAAAGUUUCGAGCUUGAAAAAAGAAGUCUUAAACUCCAAAAAUCCGUACAUCAAAGCACUAUUGGGAAAAUCAUAAAUAAUUUUGUCUAACCAAGCCAAUCAAUCAUACCUUUCACAAUUCAGUAUUAUUGAGUGUUUGGAACAAUUGUAUACCUGUCUUUUAGAUUUUUAUUU
Copidosoma floridanum is the source of this 2912-nucleotide messenger RNA. RefSeq names its product DNA mismatch repair protein spel1 (gene spel1). Gene Ontology annotation, cellular component: nucleus; MutSalpha complex. Gene Ontology annotation, biological process: mismatch repair; mitotic recombination. Lineage: Eukaryota; Metazoa; Arthropoda; Insecta; Hymenoptera; Encyrtidae. Gene Ontology annotation, molecular function: ATP binding; mismatched DNA binding; ATP-dependent DNA damage sensor activity. The record is from RefSeq and is a predicted model, not a curated record.